AUGUUUAAUCCCAACAUGUACUCGCACAGCGCGCCGCCUCCGGUUGAUGCUGUCUAUCAUCCCACGAUGAUGCCCUCCACGUCCAACUAUCCUCCAGACAUGGCCGUGCACACCAUACCUUCCGCCUACUCAAAUCACGACAUGCCUACGCACGCAGCUGAUAUCUCGGCUGACACCACCAACAACGACGACGACGCAGAAGGUGCUGGCAAGAGGAGAAGAGUGCAGCGAGCUUGCGACACAUGUCGAAAGAAAAAGGUUCGCUGCGAUGGUCUCCAACCAGAAAAGGGCGCCUGCACUAAUUGCGCCAGCUACGGCUACGAAUGCACUUUCGUCGAUGCUGCCAGAAAGCGCGCCCCGCCUCGCAGCUAUGUCGAGGCCAUCGAGGCUCGUAUCAUCAAGAUGGAACAGCUGAUUGCCUCACUCGCGCCGGGCGUCGACUUUACUGACCGCAUCGGCAAGCCUAUCAGGCGGCCAGAUGAAAAGGGCGACGAGCCCAACCCCGACGCCAGGCCCUCUUCCCAGGAAGAGUCAUCGCCAAAACAGGAACUCAAACCGAUCGACCCUAUAUCGCUCGCCCGUGCCAACAGCCUUUGUGGGCCCGGCGUGACUAUCUCGCAGAUGCUAUCGCCCUCUCAUGUCAAGUCACGCAACAACUCGGAAUCCGACGUGACUCCCACAAGCGAUGAAGAUUCCGAGGAUGACGUUGCCUUCAUCCAAAGCAGGGUCAGCAACAUCCGUUUGCAACCCCAUCUGGCCGUCCCUUCGAGCUCUGCCACAUUUGAUAGCAGCUCCUCCGAGCGCUUGAUCGUCGGUGACCACGUUCGAGCCGAAGACAUUCCUCACGCCGCGCCCACGCACAAGUUCAUCGGCAAGGCCAGUGCCAUGCACUCGCUCCCCAUCCUCGAGAGGCUCAGCAGCAAAAGUUCCCACGAACUCGGCGUUCACCCCAAAGGAGCUCGUCCGGAGUAUUGGUCCGUACCCUCCGGUUUCAUAGACCCGCCCACCGAUCCAGCUGUCGCCAUCUUGGCCUGGCCCGAACCGGAUCUCGCUGAUAAGCUGCUCGAUGCUUUCUUUGGCCGCAUCAAUCGCGAGUUUCCCGUGAUCAACGAGUCGCUCUUCCGCCACGAAUAUGCUAAUAAGCCUGAACUUCGCAGCGAGCCUGAAUGGCUUGCACUCUCCUUCUGCGUCUUUAUGAUGGGCAGCAGCUACGUCGACGACGUCAGGGUGAGGGCUGACCCCAACGACAAGCACUCAAGCGGCAUGCAUUGGUGGCAGGCGGCCAAAAACCUCUUUUUCCGCUUUGGGAACGUGGACAAGCCGCUUUGGCUCAUUCAGUGCCUGCUGCUUUCCACUCUCUUCCAACUAGGCAUUCCCAUCUCGGCGUCUCACUCGUGGAUCUUGCUCGGAGGCGCCAUCCGCGUCUUGCUUGACGUGGGAGCGCAUCGAAAGCAUACCGCAAAGAAGUUGCGCUUGUCCAGGCUAGACGAGGAGACUUACAAGCGCGUGUUCUGGGUGGCGUACAGUCUGGAUCGCGAAUGCGCUGGAUCACUGGGCAGACCGAUCAUGUUGCAAGACGAGGACAUUGACGUCGAGCUGCCCAUCGAGAUUGACGACGAGUAUCUCUUCAACACGCCCGAUGCAGAGCCUCUGCCAGCGCAGCCCAAAGACAAACCUGCGUUCAUCAGCGGCUUUCUCUGCUCGUUGCGGCUUGACGAAAUUGUGGGGCGUACGCUCAAGACGGUCUACGCGCUGCACAAGACCAAGAUCCGUUUUGGCAUCAACUCGAAAGAUUGGGACGAGCGCCUGGUUUCGGAGAUCGACUCGGCUCUCAACAUUUGGCUCGAUACGGUCCCACCGCAUCUGCGCUACGAUCCCCACGAACGCAACGAUGAGUGGUUGCUGCAGUCGUCGCUGCUCUACUCCAAGUACUACAACUGUCAGAUUUUGGUACAUCGACCCUUCAUUCCGGCCAAGAAGAGUGCCAACGAAAAGUCGAUUCUCAACUUCCCCUCUCUCGCCAUCUGCACCAACGCGGCACGCAGCAUCAGCCAUUUGGUCAGUAACCUCAAGGAUCGCAACCUGCACAGCCAAAUCGGCAUUCCUGUGGGCUUCCGAUCCGUGUCGGCCAGUAGCAUUCUCUUGAUGGUGGUGUGGGGCGCCAAGCGGAAUGGCGGACGGGUCUCGAGCUCGGCCACAACAGAUCUGCGGCGCUCGAUCGACGUUUUGAGGACGAUGGAAGAACAAUGGCAGUUCUGCGGCAAGGCGGUUGACAUUCUCGAGUCGAUCAUGGCGUCGACGCAUGUGAGUGUACCGAGGAGCGUCUCGCAAACCGAGCAUGGCGUGAAGCGGUCGCGCGACGGCGCUGAAGUGCACGACGUCCAAGUGGAAGACGAGGCAACAUCGGCGAAGCAAACGCAAGACGUCGCAGCCGGAGGGAAGUCGUCGGGUAAGCAGGCGCGGCAAGGUCGAAGCAAGGCAGAAACUGCGCAUGCAGGCGGCGAAGACGGCCACCCGUUGUCGCCGGAAGCGAGGCACUUGCCGAUGUCGACACAACAGUUGGCGUCGUUGACGCCGCAGUCGAGCGACGAGCAUUCGCCUCGGUCGGCGAAAAACCUUUCGCUUGGCCAAGCCGGCAACGGACAAGCUGUUAACGGCAGCGAUCCGUUUGGACCCAAGACGCCACAGCCUUCGCAGAGUGCACGCAUGCGCACGCUGAGCGGCGCCACGGGCUUGCCGGCGUCUCUGUCGUUCGGCCUCAUGACGCCAUCGGCCGGUGUGCAUUGGGGUACGAAUCUGACUGAGCCUGAUUACCUCAAUGGUCCGCACUCGGGGGUGUACAGCCAAUCCAUCCCCGCGGUGACGCCGAGCAUCUUCGACAAUCUAGGCUUGAGCGGCGGCGUCGACGAUGUGAUGCAGGCCUCCGUGGGAAACAUGCCAGACAUGUCGCAGUUCGGAUUUGCUAACAGCCCGGCCGCAACCGGUGUGGCCGGGUUCGGUGGGGCUGCGGGUGACGUAUUUGGGGGUGGUCUGGAGCAGUUCUAUGCUGCUGGUGCGCAGGGGGUUGGGGGCAGUGGGGACACGCCGAAUUCGGAUGGAAGUGGUGGCUUGGCCAGCUAUGCGUUCGAGCUUCUGCAGAACCAGAGCGUGUGGAAUCUGGAUGAUGAUUCGCUCAACUUGUUGCAGCAGAGGAGUCGGCAGCAGCGGCAAUGA
Molecule: messenger RNA, 3213 nt
Organism: Sporisorium graminicola
Lineage: Eukaryota; Fungi; Basidiomycota; Ustilaginomycetes; Ustilaginales; Ustilaginaceae
Exons: 3
Coding region: 1-3213 (1070 amino acids)
Biological process (GO): regulation of DNA-templated transcription; DNA-templated transcription
Molecular function (GO): DNA-binding transcription factor activity, RNA polymerase II-specific; zinc ion binding; DNA binding
Source: RefSeq, a predicted model, not a curated record